UUGGUAAACACCAGGGUCAAAUUUAAACUCCAAUAUAAUAGUUUAUAAUCGGAUGUUAUUCUUGUUGGUUAUAUAAGCGGACAUUGUAAUUUCAAACUUUAUUGAAAAAUGAAAUUUCUUCUAUUUAUACUGGUUAUCAUUGAUAACUUGAAUGUGGUUCUUGCAAACAAUGAUAAUUGCGGAUUAAAUGAUCUGAAUGCGUUAAUGGUACGUCUGCGUCAACUUCGAACAGACUUUAACGCCUUGAAAACCCAGCACACUGAACAGAUAGCAGUUCUCAAGGAAGAGAUCAAUAAUAAAUCUUUAGAAAUAAAACUUAUCAACGAAGAAAACAGAAAACAAGAAGCAGAACUUGAAGAACUAAGACAAGAUGUCAACAAUACAUUAUUAGAAAUAGCGGAAAUAUCUAAAGAUAUAGAAAUGAUCAAAGAUAUAGACGAUUGCAGUCCAAACCAAUGUCAGAACGGGGCAACGUGUGUUGAUGGAGUUACUUCUUACACAUGUUCAUGUGAAGCUGGAUACAACGGAACUUUAUGUGAAAUAGAUAUUGACGAGUGCAAUCCUAAUCCAUGUCAGACCGGGGCAACAUGUACAGACGGCGUUGACUCUUAUACGUGCACGUGUGUCGCCGGAUAUACAGGAACUAAUUGUGAGACAAAAUAUUGCCCAGCCAAUCGGUACUUGUUCCUAGGAAGCUGCUAUUACAAAAGUACAAAAGCUCUCAAAUGGCUUGAAGCUGAGGAAGACUGUAUCGAUUUGGGAGGACACCUGGUAGAGAUCACAAGUGAGCAAGAGAAUGACUUCAUACAGUCGAUUUUAAGCGUAGGAAAGAGAUUUUGGAUUGGAUUGAAUGAUAGAGUGACUGAAUCUGACUUUGUCUGGGUAUCAAGUGGAAGUAAGGCGUCUAGCGUGUACACGCAUUGGUUUAGGGGAGAGCCAAAUAACGUGAAUGGUACUGAGGAUUGUGUGGAGAUAUAUACCACGGGAGAUUGGAACGACAGGGAUUGCUCAGAAGUCUCGCACUACAUUUGUGAAAAGGCAAGCAUGUGUAUGUAAUUUUUAUUAAUUUUA
Ruditapes philippinarum (Manila clam) is the source of this 1071-nucleotide messenger RNA. RefSeq names its product neurocan core protein-like. Gene Ontology annotation, biological process: Notch signaling pathway. Gene Ontology annotation, molecular function: Notch binding; calcium ion binding. The record is from RefSeq and is a predicted model, not a curated record. Bases 109 to 1056 code for a protein of 315 amino acids. The transcript has 6 exons. NCBI's taxonomy places the organism in Eukaryota, Metazoa, Mollusca, Bivalvia, Venerida, Veneridae.